AUGGUUAAAACAAAUAAAGUUCAAAGUAUUUUAUAUACUCUUGAUGAAUUACGUCCAAUUCGAUCAUCUGUUGAUCAAUGUCGUUCUUAUUUAGUAAAAUUUAUUGAACAAUAUAAAUCAAUUAAUUUAUUAGACAUUGAAACACGUUUAUUAAAUCGUUGUGUUUAUAAAAAUUGGAAUGCACGUCGUGCUGAACUUGGUAUUCAAGCAAGUCGACGAAAUGUUCGUUUACUUGAACAAUAUUUAUCUAAACGUGAACAAUAUCUUGAACAAAUUCUAAAAGAAUUUAAACCAGAUGAUGUUGAAAUAUGUUUACCAUCACGUGGUACAUUUAAUCAAUUAAUUAAUAAUUUAGAAGAAUCAUCAUUAUUAUUAUUAAAAAUUAAACGUUUAUCAAAAUUAACUGUUGAUCGAUUAAGACUUGAAUGUUUUCGAGCUAAUUAUAUGCCAAAUUGUCUUGAUUAUGCUCGCUUUUUAAGUAAAGCAGCUGCACGUAGACAACCAAGUGCUAUUCGUGAAGCUACUCAACUAUUUCAACGAUCACCACCUUCAACUAUUAGUUUUGCAUCAGGAAGUCCUAAUGCAUCUUUAUUUCCAUUUAAGGAAGCAACAAUUACUUUAAUAGAUGGUACGGACAUUCAAUUAGAUGGGUCUGCAAUGUCUAAAGCAUUACAAUAUUUACCUACACCUGGACAACCAGAUUUAUUAGAAUGGUUCAAAAAAUUAAUAAAUCGUUAUCAUUCUCCAAAUGAUUUUAAACGAUAUGAUUUAUGUAUAACAAAUGGUUCAAUGGAAGGAUUAGGCAAAGUUUUUGAACUUGUACUCAAUCCUGGAGAUCCUAUUUUAGUUGAUUCACCUUGUUAUUCAGGAUCUUUAGAUUUUCUUCGUGGAUUUGGCGCUGAUAUUAUUAGUAUUGAAACAGAUUCGAAUGGUAUGAAUGCUAAACAUUUAAAUGACACUCUUUCAAGUUGGUCUACUUCAAAAAGUUUACCUAAAGCUCUUUAUACAAUUCCAAAUGGUUCUAAUCCAACAGGAUCAUCAAUGAAUUUAGAACGAAAAAUAGCUAUUUAUGAAAUUGCUAAAAAAUAUAAUCUUUUAAUUAUUGAAGAUGAUCCAUAUUAUUUUCUACAAUUUACAAAACCAGAUCCAUCAUUUUUAUCAAUGGAUAUUGAUGGUCGUGUUAUUCGACUUGAUUCUAUGUCAAAAGUUUUAUCAGCUGGAAUGCGUCUUGGUUUUGUUACUGCACCAGUACCAUUAUGGCAAAAAAUAGUUUAUCAUCAACAAGUAACAAGUAUGCAUGCAAGUUCUCUUUCACAAAUGUUAGCAUUAAAAUUAUUCGAAAAAUGGAAUUUAUCAGGAUUUGAUGAACAUACACAACGAAUUUCAAAGUUUUAUAAUAAUCAAAAAACAUUAAUGGUCAAUGCUAUUAAGAAACAUUUGAAAGAUAUGAUCACAUUCAAUGAACCAACAGCUGGAAUGUUCAUAUGGUUAAAAAUCAAUGGCAUUGAAGAUACAAGAAAAUUAAUUUAUGAAAAAGCACUUGGACAAGAAGUAUUACUUUUACCGGGUAGUGCUUUUUUCUUUGAUCAAUCAAAAUCUUAUCCAUUUGUUCGAGUUUCUUAUUCACUUUGCACACCCGAACAAAUUGAGACAGGUAUGACACGUUUUGGUAAAGUACUUCGAGAAGAAUUAAAUCACUAA
Molecule: messenger RNA, 1701 nt
Organism: Rotaria sp. Silwood2
Lineage: Eukaryota; Metazoa; Rotifera; Eurotatoria; Philodinida; Philodinidae
Source: the annotation of a GenBank genome assembly